UCCAUUCUGUUUCUUGUCUCAUAUCUUUCUCCUAUUCCCUUUCUUUCCGAAUUCCUUCCAGUACUGGAAAAUUUUCCCGGAAUCUAAUCCCUAACUUUCUCGGAAAAUUUCCGGACCGAUCUGGAGAAAAUUAAAGAAAAAGAAGAAGAAGAAGAAGAAAGCGCUGAGUUCAUUGAAUCUUCUCUUAGUUAUUAUUGAAGGAAGCAGAGUUCUUGUCGAAGCGAAAGUUUUUUUUUUCUUCCGUCGCCGGAAGAUAUCGUUCUCCGAGUUUCAGCUAGCUCCGUUCACCGUUGUGAAAUGGCGAAGCGUGGAUAUAAGCUGCAGGAAUUUUUGGCUCAUUCAGGCGACGUCAAUUGCCUAAAUAUCGGGAAAAAAGGGUGCCGACUUUUUGUUACCGGCGGGGAUGAUCACAAAGUCAAUGUUUGGGAAAUUGGCAAACCAACGUCGUUAAAGAGCCUUUGUGGUCAUACAAGUCCAGUCGAGUCUGUUGCUUUUGAUUCGGCCGAAGUGUUAGUCCUUGCCGGAGCUUCUAGCGGUGUAAUAAAACAAUGGGAUUUACAAGAAGCAAAGAUGGUUCGCACGCUUUCUGGACACAGAUCCAAUUGCACUGCCGUUGAAUUUCAUCCAUUUGGUGAGUUCUUUGCAUCUGGUUCCAUGGAUACUAAUCUGAAGAUAUGGGACAUUAGAAAGAAAGGAUGCAUUCACACUUACAAAGGUCAUACUCAAGGCAUCAGCACUAUUAAAUUCACCCCUGAUGGUCGAUGGGUAGUUUCUGGUGGGUUUGAUAAUGUGGUGAAGGUGUGGGAUUUAACAGCUGGAAAGCCAUUGCAUGAUUUUAAGUUCCAUGAAGGACAUAUUCGGUCCAUAGCUUUUCAUCCUCUUGAAUUUCUCCUGGCUACAG
This is a messenger RNA of Morus notabilis, 901 nucleotides long. RefSeq names its product katanin p80 WD40 repeat-containing subunit B1 homolog. Gene Ontology annotation, molecular function: protein binding. NCBI's taxonomy places the organism in Eukaryota, Viridiplantae, Streptophyta, Magnoliopsida, Rosales, Moraceae. The transcript is spliced from 5 exons. The annotation marks the transcript as partial. The record is from RefSeq and is a predicted model, not a curated record. Gene Ontology annotation, biological process: microtubule depolymerization. Gene Ontology annotation, cellular component: katanin complex.